Macrobrachium nipponense is the source of this 6387-nucleotide messenger RNA. RefSeq names its product mucin-2-like. The record is from RefSeq and is a predicted model, not a curated record. Lineage: Eukaryota; Metazoa; Arthropoda; Malacostraca; Decapoda; Palaemonidae.
AUGGGUUUAGGUGUACUUAUCAUAAUAUUAACACAACAACAACAACAACAACAACGACAACAACAAAAACACCGGCACCAACAACACGGGCACCAACACCGGCACCAACAUCACCGGCACCAACUUCACCGGUACCCACCACCACCACCGUCACCACCGUUCCACCAUCAACACCGUCCAACAACAUCACCCGUCACCACAUCACCACACCAAAAACCUCACCGUAAACCACACCACAUCACCGUCACCACCGGGUCACCAUCACCACCGUCACCAACAUCACCGUCACCAAACAUCACGUCACCAAACAUACCGGACCACCACUCCACCAUCACCAACCGUCCACCACCACCACCGUCACCAACAUCACCGGCAACCACCACCGUACCACCACCACACCAUCACCACCGUCACCAUCCACCACCGUCACCAACAUCACCGUCACCAACAUCACCGUACCACCACCACCACCAACACCAUUCACACCCACCGUCACCACCGGUCCACCAUCACCACCGUCACACCACCACCGUAACCCAAACAUCACGGUACCACCACCACCACCACCACACACCGCCCACAUCACCACCGUCACAACAUCACCGGUCACCAACAUCCAACCGGUACCACCACCACCACCAUCACCACCUUCCAUCACCACCGUCACAUCACCGUUCACCACCAUCACCGUCAACCAACCAUCACCGGUACCACCCAACCACCCACCCCACCACACCACCGUCAUCCACACCGGUCCAACCACCACCGUCACCAACAUACCGGCACCAACCAUACCGGUACCAACCACCACCCACCACACCACCGUCACCCCACCACCGUCACCAACAUCACCCGGCACCAAAACACACCGGGGUUGGUACCACCACCACCUUCCACAUCAACACCUCCCGUCACCACCGGUCCACCACCAUCCACCGUCCACCGAUCACCACGUACCACCACCACCAUCACCACCGUCACCAUCACCACCGUCACCAACAGCCACCUCACCUAAACACACCGUACCACCACCACCACAACAUCACACCGGCCAUUCAACACCUCACCAUCACCACCCACCAACAUCACCGGCACCAACAUCACCGUACCCACCAACCACCAUCACCACCGUACCAUCACCACCAUCACAACAUCCACCGUCACCAACCAUCACCGGUACCACCACCCACCACCACCGUCAUCCCCACCGUCAACCAACACACCGUCCCAAACAUCACCGGUAACCCCCACCACCACCACCAUCACCACCGUCACCAUCACCACCGUCAACCAACAUCACCGUCACCAACAUCACCGGCCCCAACAUCAGGUCCACCCAUCCACCACCACCAUCACACGUACCAACCACACCUCCACCACCGUCACCAUCAUCACCAGUCAACCACAUCACGUCACCACCAUUCACCGGUACCACCACACAUCACCACCGUCACCAUCACCACCGUCACCAACCAUCACCGUCACCACAUCACCGUACCCACCACCACCACCACACCACCUGUCACCAUCACACCGUCACCAUCCAACACCGGUCCACACUCCACCGUCACCAACAUCACCGGUACCACCACCACCACCAUCACCACCGUCACCACCGUCACCACCGGUCACACCAUCAUCGGUCACCAAACAAAAUCACCGUACCACCACCCCAUCCACCACCGUCACCAUCCACCACCGGGUUCCACCACACCAGUCACCGUCACCAGAACAUCACCGGUAUCACCACCGUCCCAACACCAUCCACCCCCACCGAUCCACAUCACCGGUCACCCCAGGUCCACCCAUCCACCGUCACCAACAUCACCGUACAUCACCAGUCACCAACUCACCGGCACCAACAUCACCGUAACCACACCACCACUGUCCCAUCACCAAACGUCACCAUCACCACGUCACCAACAUCACGUCACCGGCAUCACCGGUACCGUGCCACGGCACCCACCACCAUCACCACCGUCCGACCUCAACCACCCGUCACCAACAUCACCCCGUCACCAACAUCACGUACCCCACCCACCACCACCAUCAACCACCGUCACCUCACCACCUUCACAUCACACCGUCACCAACAUCACCGGUCCACCACCACCACCUCCAUCACCACCGCACCAUCACCCCACCGUCACCAACAUCACCGUCACCAACAUCACCGGGUACCACCAACCACCACCAACAAUCACCAGUCACCAACACACCGUCACCAACAUUCACCCACACCACACCAUACACCACCACCGUCACCAUCACCACCGUCACCAUCACACCGUCACCAACAUCACCGUACCACCACCACCACCACCAAUCACCACCGACCAAUACCACCAUCACCAUCACCACCGUCCAACAAAAUCACCGUCACCACAUCACCGCAACAACCUCACCGUACCACCACCACCACCAUCACACCGUCACCAUCACCACCGUCACAACAUCACCCGGCACCAACAUCACCGUACCACCACCACCACCAUCACCAUCACCACCAUCACCAAACAUCACCGUCACAACAUCACGGUACCACCACCAAACCACCACAUCCACCACCGUUCCUCACACCGUCAACAUCACCACCGUCACCAACAUCACCGUAACCAUCACCGGUACCACCAACCACACCACCCAUCACCACCGUUCCCCAUCACCACCGUCACAAACACACCAUCCCAACAUUCACCGGUACACCACCCACCACCACCCAUCACCACCUCACCAUCCCACCUCCCCAUCACCAACGUAACCACACACCGUCACCAACACACCGCACCAACAUCACCGGUACCAACCACCACCACCAUCACCACCGCACCAUCACCACGUAACCAACAUCACCGGCACCAACAAUCCACCGGUACCACCAACACCACCAUCACCGCCACCAUACCCCGUCACCAACAUCACCGUCACCCAACAUCACCGGUAACCACCACCACCACCACCACACCACCGUCCCACCAUCACCACCGUCAACCAAAUCACCGUCACCAACAUCACCGGUACCACCACCACCACACCAUCAUCACCGUCACCAUCACCACCGUCACCAAUCACCACCGUUCACCAACCUCACCGUCACCCAACCAUCACGGCACCCCAACAUCACCCGGUACCACCACCACCACCAUCACCACCUCCCCAACCAUCACCACCGGUUCAACCAAUCAUCACCCGGACCAAACCAUCCACGGGAUCACCACCAUCCACCAUCACCACCGUCAAACACAACCACCGUCACCAACCAUCACCGUCCAACCAAAUCACCGGUCAACCAAAUCACCACCAUCACCAACGUCACCAUACCACCGUAACCAACAUCCAUCUUCACCAAAUCCACCGUCACCAACCAAAUCACCAGGUUACCACCAACCACCGUCACACACCACCGUUCACCAUCACCACUGUCCACCAACAUCACCGUACCAAACCAUCACCGUUACCACCACCACCGUCACCAUCAACCACCGUCACCAACAUCACCGGUCAACCAACAUCACCGGCACCAACAUCACCGGUACCACCAACCACACCAAUCCCACCGUCAACAAUCACCCCGGUCACCAACCCAUCCAACCGGCACAACAUCACCGGUACCACCAACACCACCUCAUAACCACCGUCACCAUCACCACCGUUCACCAACAUCAACCAGUCACCAACAUCACCGGUACCACCACCACCACCCCUCACACCGUCCACCAUCACCACCUCACCAACAUCCACCGUUCACCAACCAUCACGGUACCACCACCACCGUCACCAUCACCACCGUCCAACCAUCACCACCGUCACCAACAUCACCGGUACCACACACACCCCACCAUCCACCACCGGUCACCAGCCAACCACCAUUCACCCCCAUCACCAACCGUCAACCAAUCAUCCACCGUCACCAACAUCAACCGUCACCAACAUCACCGGUACCACCACCACCACACCAUCACCACCGUCACCAUCCAACCCCGUCACCAACAUCACCUGGCACCAACAUCACCGGUACCACCACACCACCAUCAACACGUCACCAUACCACCAGCACCAACCCAUCCACCGUCCAUAAACAUCCUACCGGUACCACCACCACCACCACCCAUCAACACCGGCACCAUCACCAACCCGUCACCAUCACCACCUCGCACCAACAUCACCGGUCGACCGGGAACCAUCCACCGGUACCCCCACCACCACCACCCUCCACCACCGUCACCAAUCACCACCGUCACCAACAUCACCAUCACCAAACAUCACCGGUACCACCACCACCCCACCAUCAACCACCAGUCAACAUCCACCCACCGUCCACCAACAUCACCAUCACCAACCAUCACGGCCCCAAAACAAUCACCGGUAAACCACCAACCACCAACCAUCACCACCGGUCACAUCCAACCACCGUCACAACCCCAUUCACGGCACCAACAAUCACCGGUACCACCCACCACCACCAUACACCACCGUCACCAUCCACCACCGUCACCAACCAUCACCAUCACAACUCCACCGGUACCAACACCACCACCACCAUCCAAAACCCAUCACCAUCACCACCGUCACCAACAUCCAAACCGGCAUACGUACCACAACCACCACCCCCACCAUCAUCACCGUCACCAUCACACCGUCACCAUCACCACCGUCACCAACAUCACCGUCACCAACAUCACCGGCACCAACAUCACCGGUCACCACACCCACCACACACCACCGCCACCAUCACCACCGUCACCAUCAUCACCGGCACCAACAUCACCGGUACCACCCACCACCAGUCACCAUCACCACCGUCACACCACCGUCACCAACAUCACCGUCCCACAUCACCGGUACCACCACCACCACCACCAUCACCACCGUCACCAUCACCACCGUCACCAACAUCACCGUCACCAACAUCACCGGUACCAUCACCACCGUCACCAUCACCACCGUCACCAACAUCACCGUCACCAACAUCACCGGUACCACCACCACCACCACCAUCACCACCGUCACCAUCACCACCAUCACCAACAUCACCGUCACCAACAUCACCGGUACCACCACCACCACCACCAUCACCACCGUCACCACCGUCACCAACACCGUCACCAACAUCAACGUACCUACCACCACCACCACAUCACCACCGGUACCAUCACCACCGCACCACAGCAUCACCACACUGGUCCACACCACACCACCAUCACACCGUCACAAUCAACCACCGUCACCAACAUCAACCGUCACCACAUCACCGCAUCACACACAUCACUGGUACCACCACCACCACCAUCACACCGUCACCAUCACCACCGUCACCCAACAUCACCGUCACCAACAUCACCGGUUCACCACCACCACCCACACCAUCCACCACCCCGUCCACCCCCAACAUCGCGUCACCAACAUCACUGGGGACCACCACCACCACCAUCACCACCGUCACCAUCACCACCGUCACAACAUCACCGCACCAACAUCACCGGAUACCACACCAGGACCACACCACCGUCACCGGGAUCACACCGUCACCAACAUCACCGGCACCAUCACCCCGGCACCAACAAUCACCGGCACCACCACCACCACCACGCACCACCGUACCAUCACCACCGUCACCAACAUCACCGUCACCAACAUCACCGGUACCACCACCACCACCACCAUCACCACCGUCACCAUCACCACCGUCACCAACAUCACCGUCACCAACAUCACCGGUACCACCACCACCACUACCACCGUCACCAUCACCACCGUCACCAACAUCACCGUCACCAACAUCACCGGUACCACCACCACCACCACCAUCACCACCAUCACCACCAUCACCAUCACCACCGUCACCAACAUCACCGGCACCAACAUCACCGGUACCACCACCACCACCACCACCACCAGUCACCAUCACACCAUCACCAACAUCACCACCACCAACAUCACCGGUACCACCACCACCACCACCACCACCGUCACCAUCACCACCGUCACCAACAUCACCGGCACCAACAUCACCGGUACCACCACCACCAUCACCACCGUCACCACCGUCACCAUCACCACCGUCACCAUCACCACCGUCACCAACAUCACCGGCACCAACAUCACCGGUACCACCACCACCACCACCAUCACCGGUACCACCACCACCACCACCAUCACCACCGUCACCAUCACCACCGUCACCAACAUCACCGCACCAACCACCACCACCACCACCACCACCGUCACCAACAUCACCGGCACCAACAUCACCGGUACCACCACCACCACCACCACCACCGUCACCAACAUCACCGGCACCAACAUCACCGGUACCACCACCACCACCACCAUCACCAACAUCAAUUUAAACAACAGUAUAAUCAACGACAACAACAACAACAGUAA